Molecule: messenger RNA, 1438 nt
Organism: Diabrotica virgifera virgifera (western corn rootworm)
Lineage: Eukaryota; Metazoa; Arthropoda; Insecta; Coleoptera; Chrysomelidae
Product: pyridoxine-5'-phosphate oxidase
Exons: 6
Coding region: 645-1334 (229 amino acids)
Biological process (GO): pyridoxine biosynthetic process; pyridoxal 5'-phosphate biosynthetic process
Molecular function (GO): pyridoxamine phosphate oxidase activity; FMN binding
Source: RefSeq, a predicted model, not a curated record
AAUAAUAUUGAGCAUCCCUAAAAUAGAUUUUAGGUAAAAUCAUCGGGGUAAUAUAUAUUUUAUUAUUUUAGGUACUUAGUAAUACCACAUUGUAUCUUAAAUUUGAAAUUUUAAUUUAAAUAAAGUAUCCAAUAAAAUCGCUUGUGUGCAGUGUUGCCAGAGAAAUUUUUGUAAAUGCACCGGAAUGACUGGAAUAGUGACACAAAGUACUAAACCAACACAUUUUGUACAAAAACUUAAAAAAACGUCGUUUAAUAUUAUUUGAAGCAAAUUUCUUAUGUCACAAAAUUUUAGGUUUUUACUUUAGGAGACUUUAGUAUCAAAAGUUUGGUUGUUAAUUGUAUCAAAUUGGUACAAUUUUAACAACUCUGGCAACGCUGAAUUGCCUGCCAUACGUCCUGUCAUUAAAAAUCACGUGGUUUGGAUUGCCUAAUUGGUUGCCUACGUUUAAGACAUUGUUUCAUCAGAAAUUAUGUUUUUGGAAAGAUGUUUUAAUAUCAAAACAAAUAAACUUUACAAUAAUCAAUAUGAUAAUUGAUAAUGCACAAUUUUGCAAUAUGUUUACUACUAUUGCAUACUUGUUGAGAUAAUCUUCUGAAUAAGCUUUACCCGGUUGUAAAUCAAAGGUUAGAAUUGAAAACAAAAUGGAUUUAACUGGAAUGCGAGCCAAUUAUAAGAGCAAAUUGGCAUCCUUCUUAGAAAAGGACAUUGAAGUUAAAGAACCGUAUGACCUAUUCGAGAAGUGGUUUAAGUUGGUGAAGGAAGAUCCAAGAACAGUUGAAGCAAAUGCCAUGUGUGUGUCAACUGCUACAAAGGAUGGAUUUCCAUCUGCAAGAUAUUGCCUUCUCAAAGGAUUUACUAAAGAUGGUUUUAUAUUUUUCACACAUUAUACUAGCAGAAAAGGAAAAGAAUUGGAGGAAAACCCUCGUGCAGCUCUUACAUUUUAUUGGGAACACUUCAAUAGAUCAGUUAGGAUUGAAGGUGAUGUAGAAAAGUUACCAUUUAGUGAUGCAGAUGAAUACUUUAGUAAACGACCAUACAGAAGCCAGAUUGGAGCUCUUUGUAGUAACCAAAGUAUACCGGUUGAAGGACGCCACAUACUAGAACAAAAAGCUGAAGAACUAGCUAGUAAAUAUAGCGAGGGACAAGUACCAAGGCCACCAUUAUGGGGUGGUUAUCUAGUAAAACCUAGACGUUUCGAAUUUUGGCAAGGCCAGACAGACAGAAUUCACGAUAGAAUCAUCUUUAGAAAACCUAGUUGUCCAAAUGAACCAGAUGGUAUUGUAACACACCCAGCAGAAGAUGGAUGGGUAUACGAGAGGCUGAACCCUUAAACUAUAUUUAUCCGAAGACUUAUUUUAAACAUUUAUUUGAAUAAGAUUGAGGUAGGUAGUUGUCAAAUUUUAUUAUAAGCUUUUAUUAAAUAUAUUAAACAAGU